Molecule: messenger RNA, 1524 nt
Organism: Arctia plantaginis
Lineage: Eukaryota; Metazoa; Arthropoda; Insecta; Lepidoptera; Erebidae
Source: the annotation of a GenBank genome assembly
AUGAAUGAAGAAAAUACAGUUUCCGAUGAUCUGAAGAGGCAGGCUGCAAUGUUCUAUAACAGCACCCAAAGAGAACAUCAAAAAGAUCAUGAGAUGACCUGGUGUUUCUGGCGCCGGCGGCGGUUGGUGGUUGCUCUUCUAGCUUUCUUUGGCUUCUUUAACUGUUACGCGUUGCGAGUCAACCUAUCUGUGGCCGUGGUAGCCAUGACGGAACCCGUGGAAACAAAACUUGCAAACGGAACCGUUAUAUUAGCACCUGAAUUCGACUGGAGCCCCAGCGUCAAAGGUCUGGUGUUGAGUUCCUUCUUCUAUGGGUACCUGAUAACUCAGUUACCUGGCGGAUGGCUUGCGGCUAAAAUAGGAGGUAACAGGGUAUUUGCCAUAGGCAUCGGUGCCACCUCGCUCCUAACUUUGUUUACUCCACCGCUUGCGCAUACGAGCACUGCACUUCUAAUCGCUGUCAGAGUCGUGGAAGGACUUUUCGAAGGCGUGACGUACCCAUGUAUCCACGCGGUGUGGUCGCGCUGGGCGCCGAGCUCGGAGCGCGCGCGGCUGGCCACGUUCGCGUUCAGCGGCAGCUACGCCGGCACCGUCGUGUCCAUGCCCGUCUGCUCGCUACUUGCGCACUACACCGGCUGGCCCGGCAUAUUCUACGUCUUCGGUAUAAUGGGGCUCGUAUGGACGACAAUAUGGUGGCUAGUUGUGAAGGAAUCACCUGAAAAAGAUCCUCACAUAUCCCCUGCAGAACUCAAGUACAUACAGGAUUCUCGCGGCACGCAGGCUGUAGAAGGCGGUAAGAUCCGCCACCCGUGGCGGGCCAUGCUCACCUCGGGGCCUGUGUGGGCCAUCGUUAUGGCCCAUUUCAGCGAGAACUGGGGUUUCUAUACCUUACUCACUCUCCUGCCUACGUUCAUGAAAGAUGUUUUUAAAUUUGAGACCUCGCAAACGGGCUGGCUGUCUGCUACACCUUACUUAGCCAUGGCAAUAGUACUGCAAGUUGCUGGACAUAUUGCUGACUGGAUAUUAAGGCGAGGUCUAAUGUCUAGAACCAACAUUAGGAAACUGUUCAACUGCGGCGCUUUCUUGUCACAGACGAUAUUCAUGGUAGCCGCGGCAUACGCUUCAUCGGUGACCGGCUGUGUGGUGUUCCUCACCAUAGCGGUCGGACUCGGCGGGUUCGCGUGGUCGGGUUUCAGUGUGAAUCAUUUGGAUAUCGCGCCGCCCCACGCCAGCGUCCUCAUGGGGCUGUCAAACACCGUGGCCACGUUGCCCGGCAUCAUAAGCCCCACACUCUCAAGUGCGAUCGUCACUGACCAGACAGCGGAACAAUGGCGAAUAGUAUUCUUCAUGUCCAGCGCCAUCUAUUUGAUCGGCGCGAUAAUCUACGGCAUCUUCUGUUCGGCGGAACUCCAACCGUGGGUCGUGGAGAUUGAGUCGGACGCGAGUUUUGACACAGAUGGCGCUUCAGUCACCACUGCCAGAGGAUACGAUAACAAAGGCAUGGAUCAAAAUUCGGAAAUGUAA